Molecule: messenger RNA, 2152 nt
Organism: Megachile rotundata (alfalfa leafcutting bee)
Lineage: Eukaryota; Metazoa; Arthropoda; Insecta; Hymenoptera; Megachilidae
Source: RefSeq, a predicted model, not a curated record
GAACUUCGGGCGGCGAGCCCUGGAACCGGCGGUGUGUGGUUCCUGCCCCAUGGCAGCACUACCCUCGCCGAAGGCUUCACAUACAUCGACGGGGAAACGGCGCGACAAAUGCGUCGCCCGGGAACGCUGCCCAACACCGGCACGUCCGGUCACCGUACGGCCGGCCCCAUAGAGGACGGCUCGACGCCGCUGAGCAUCGCUGGCGAUAAUUGCUCUUCCACCGGCGUUAGAUUACACUACUCGAAUCACUCCCUACGUCGCACCCCCCAACCACCGCCCCACCGGGACAACGAGGGCGCAGUGGACAGAGGGCAGCACGAGGCGACCCUGCAGAAUGGUGUCCCAGGACACCAUCACCCGCCGCCGCUACCUUCUAGACACCAUCAAUCCUCCUAUCCCACUCUGCCCAUGAACGGCCACGCGACUCAUCAGCACCAUCACUUCCCGCGCGAGAAGGACAGGUCUUCAGGGCGGGAGAAGAACCGCGACCGGGACGCCGGCGUACAAUCCGUCCCCCAUCGGUCCGACAAGCACCGAGACGUUCAGAACGACGCCCACGACGAUGGACUGCGGAUGGGAGAGAUCGGAACCUAUCGAGCGUAAACGGAUUGCGACGGUUCAGGGUGAGGGUCAAAGGGAACCUUGAAGGGCCGAGUGAAUUGAAUCGAAGACUGAAGUCAAACGUUGAAGCAGACACCUUGUUCCGCCAAUAACUAAAACGUCGGUGAUGGGUAUUUAAUACUACAAGAUCGGACCACUUUGAAUUUUAUUCGAAUCCUGGAAGUCUUGACACGGGUUCGACCAUAAUAUAAUCGUCGAUUCAACAAUUUACUAAACAGGAAGUCCUCACGGUCUUAGCAGACUUAAAGCUUAAUAUUAAGGUUUAGAUUACCAAGCACAUGUCGCAUCAUUUGGUGCUCCUUUCCGAAACAGCAUCAUACGGUGCUUCUUUUUUAUCAUCUCUGGCUAUUUCUUUCAUCGUUAUGAGACAUUUACUCCAAAUGACAGAGUCUGAUUGCAGGCAUAGCCUCAGAAGUAUAGCCACAUUUAUCAGAAACAAGAAAACACCAAAGGUGAUCGCCUUGAUGCCAUUUUACCAAAGUAUUUCUCCGUAUUUGAACUCUCCGUGAAAGCUUUCUGGAUUCUCAACGUUUUGAAGAUUCCCAUAAGACUCAAAGUGGUUUGUUGUCUGAUUGGAAGUGCUUGAAAGCCCAUCACUGAUCUAUUUGGUUAGGAAAGGUGCACUGGGCAACGAUGGAAUUGGUGAACUGGCAACACUAAAUCAAUUUGAAGACUGAUUACGACGGACAUCUGUGAACAAUAUCGACGAGUAAUUAACCGAUAUCUGGGUACAUUCCAACCGCUUUGUUUGCUUGUCCCAGAGACAGGCACCGACCUUGGAAUUGUUGAACACCAAACUCUGGUUCUUAAUUGCCGCGUUAUGGCAGCGAUCAGGGUAAUCGGAUAACGUCAAGUUUUGAAGGAAAUAUUACUUGUUCGAGAUUAUGAGGACACGUGUGCGAUGGAACCUGCACGCACAAAAGGAAAGAUCGAUGAAGACGUUGCGGUGAACAAAGGACUGAUUGGUUAUUCAAAGUUAUCAGACAACGGACAUUGCAUUCUGAGAAUAAAAUCAACGGAGCAUGGACAGGUCCAAGAUUAGUUAGUCUUCAUCUACGAGGACGAACCUGAAGAACAACUCGGAAGAAAUUAUGAAGACGAAAGAUUGUAAAUGUCAGUUUAAUGCGCGCAGAAAUGUUGAGGACUGUCGAUUGCGUUUCUACCUUGAAGAGUCUGACGAAUGUUACGAAAAAUACCUUGUUGUGUUUUGUGACUGGAAUAUGAAGCACGCAUGAAAUCGUUUUCAAAAGUGGCAUUGAACAAUUCGGAUUUUGUACCCCUUGUAUACAGGGUGACUCAAUGUUGAAAAAUUUGUUUAACGGAAUUGUACGAUUCUUUUUACGUAAUUCUGAGACACUUUAUAGGAUGAAACACGAAGACGAAGAAUUAAGUAAUUUUUGUAAAAAUGUCCGUGGCAUAGAAAGUGUCAAAUCGGGUAUUCGCUCAAAUCGCGAGAUUGAAAAGAGAAAUGAAAAAAUUGAUAGAAAUAUGAAACAUGUAAAUUGUGUAAUAAACUAUACGUAUAUUUUUA